AUGAAGUUCCAAGCCAUCCUCCUCCUCGCGGCCAGCGCCAUCGCCGCACCUACGCCAGAGGCAGUUGCCGAGCCAGCUCCCGCCGAUGUUGGUGCCACAACCAAGGCCCAACGCCUCUUGUGCUCCGGUCUCUGGACUGGAAACGACCUUAGCUUCGGAGACCUCAAGUGGGCAAUGAACAACCGCAGAGAUGAGUUGCAGCUCAAGGCCGGAUGGUGGAACGAGGUCAACACCGCCUGCAGAUCGACAGAUGGCAGGAACAUUGCGCAGAAUGGUUCAAGGAUCACCUACAACCACGCACGAAGCACCCAGGCGAAGACAACUUUGAAGUUCAACGGCGCGGUGGUUUGCUCGCCGCAGAGCGACUGGCGUCUUAAGUGCGACAAGGCUUGA
Colletotrichum phormii is the source of this 393-nucleotide messenger RNA. RefSeq lists its product as uncharacterized. Lineage: Eukaryota; Fungi; Ascomycota; Sordariomycetes; Glomerellales; Glomerellaceae. The record is from RefSeq and is a predicted model, not a curated record. The transcript has a single exon. Bases 1 to 393 code for a protein of 130 amino acids.